Messenger RNA from Caenorhabditis angaria, 978 nucleotides. The record is from the annotation of a GenBank genome assembly. NCBI's taxonomy places the organism in Eukaryota, Metazoa, Nematoda, Chromadorea, Rhabditida, Rhabditidae.
AUGCUCGCACCAAUUGUUACCAAAGACAUGAAGCUGUUUCCGAUCCAAAAAAUUCCGCAAAUCAAAAAUGUUCGAAGUCGUGCGCAGAGUUUGGAGCAUUUUCAGCAGCUUCAGAAUAGCUCCAAUACAAUUGAUCGUUUGGUGCCGAUAAAAUCCAGGAAUUCACAAAGCACUGGAAAUAUUUCAAGAAGUUCGGUGAAGUCUGCAAGUGGAGCAAGGAGCCCGCCAAAAUCUUCAAAUCGGAAAUCUACGUUAAGUGCGAUUCAGGAAGGUGUUGAAGUUUCCGAUCAUCAUGCGAUUCCACAUAGUCAGAGGUAAAUUCUGGGCUCUUUAGGCUCUCUAACCUCUUUGAUUGCUCCAAAACACCUCCCCACAUUCUGAGGGCUCACAAAAAAGUCAGUUUUUGGUCAAAGCACGUAAGGGUCCUUCUCCCAAUGUUUUCUCUAACCAUCUCUGCGUCUCCAAUAUUUCUCACUCUCUCUGCCCCCUCUUGCUUCCUUUUUUGAGCAGCUUGCUCACUUUUUUUUAUGUGCAAGCCCGGAAAAAAGCUGUUUUUUUUGCAGCGAAACAUGCAGUGUUCAAAAUGGCCGCAAAGUAUUUGGGACCACCACAGCAAAAAUCGAGAUUUCUGAAGAAGAGGAUACGGAUUCUGGUGGCAGAAAUAACAAUAAUAAUAAAAAGAAGCGAGGAGUUCUGAAGUGGAUCACAAAUUCAUUUUUAAAGUCGGGCGGAAAAUCGGUGGAGAAGAAUUUUGAGACGAACAGUACGAAUUCAAAUUAGGUAGGCUUGGGAGGCUUCAGAAGGCUUUAGAAGACUUCAGGAAACUUUUGAAAGAUUCAGGAGAAUUCAAAAGGCUUCAGAAGGAUUCAGAAAAUAUCUUGAAAAUUUUCCAGCAUCGGCUCAAGCUGCUCUUCACAAGAUCUCCAAAAAAACGGGUGCCAAAAUUGUUACGCUCAUUUCUAUUUGCCCUGUGAUUAA